This is a messenger RNA of Cadophora gregata, 1119 nucleotides long. RefSeq lists its product as uncharacterized. Gene Ontology annotation, cellular component: tRNA (m1A) methyltransferase complex. The coding region runs from base 1 to 1119 and encodes 372 amino acids. Lineage: Eukaryota; Fungi; Ascomycota; Leotiomycetes; Helotiales; Ploettnerulaceae. The record is from RefSeq and is a predicted model, not a curated record. Gene Ontology annotation, biological process: tRNA methylation. The transcript is spliced from 3 exons.
AUGACAACUCUGCAGCGCCUUUCUCCAGGAACGAGUCAAAAUGAUAUCGUCCUGCUCAAGCAUCGAAACAAUCCGAGUGCGCCAAUAGUCACUGGCAAGCUACGCUCCGGACGGAAAACUACUCUAUCUGCUACUUCAAACUGGCGAGACGCGAUUGAGAAUGAUCAAAUCAUUGGAAAGGAACUGCGGGAGGUAGUCACUUCCAGGAAGGGGGUGCAUUAUCGAAUCCUUGAACCUACUCUCGCAGAAUACACAGAUUGCUCGCCUCGAAUAGUUACGCCGAUCUACUCUCAAGAUGCGAAUCUAAUCGUCUCUCUCCUCGACUUACAUCCCAGUCCACCCCUGCCGAAUGACACAAAUGAAGACCGAUUGGAGAUUUUCGAAGCUGGAACGGGCCAUGGAGCUUUGACUCUACAUCUUGCGAGAGCAAUCCAUGCUGAAAACUCCCCAGCUCCAGUACCAGAAUCGAUCGAACCAGGUGAAGACAACGCCGUUCAGAUUGAUCGGAAUUUGGCAGUUGACAAAGCAUGGCGAGAAGCUCGAAGAGCAGUGAUACACACUCUUGACAUCAAUGCUACCCACUCAAAGCAUGCUGCACAGGUUGUAAAGAAUUUCCGAAACGGACUCUACUUCCUAAAUGUGGAUUUCCACACUGGUACGAUCGAAGAUUAUCUCUCUGGGAGAUUAGCGGAAUCUGAAGACCCUUUUUUGGACCAUGCAAUCCUAGAUCUCCCAGCGACGCACAAGUACUUCGAAGUCGUGAGCAAAGCAAUGAAGGCAAAUGGGACUUUGAUAGGCUUCUGCCCAAGUAUUACACAGAUCAACGCUUGUGUUUUGCUUACGAAGCAAAAGAACUUGCCUUUCUUUUUGGAGAAAGUCAUUGAGAUUGGUGGUGCCGUUGGUGGAAGAGAAUGGGAUGUCCGCUUAGUGACCCCAAGAGCUGCAAAGAACGAGUUGGGAGAGAAGCAAAACCCAGUUGUUGAUGAUGCAGAAGGCCUCAAGGUAUCAGAGACACCUAACGAUGGGGGAGAAAUGGUUUGUAGACCAAAGGUUGGGGGCAGAGUCUCGGGAGGAGGAUUCGUGGGUUUAUGGCGUAGAAUUACUCCCUUCUCACAAUAG